AUGUCAAGAGAGAGAACUAUCUUGAAAAAAGGGAAUAGAGUGGAAUACAGCCAGGAUAUACUCCUAGAAUAUUUAAAAGGAAUGGCAAGUGGGCUUGAUUCUACAUUUAUUAAAGUGAAUGAGCUGGCAGAGAAAAUAACCAUGGGUGUGUGUGAUGAUAUGACCACAGAGGAAUUGGGAGUACUUGCGGCAGAGACAGCUGCAGAUAUGACAACAAGCCAUCCUCAUUACUCUUUACUAGCAGGGCGGAUAGAAGCAUCAUUUCUUCAGAAGAGCACACCAAGUAAAUUUUCUGAGGCAAUGAUGAAGUUGUCUAAUUCAAUCAUAUAUGGAACAGAUCUUAAAACAGAGAUAAUUUCAGAGAAGAUACUUGAUAUAAUUCUGAAGAACCGAGAGAGAUUGGACAGCGCCAUUAAAGACGAGAGAGACUUUGAAUUUUCUUACUUUGGAAUUAAGACACUGAAGCGCUCGUACCUUCUAAAGUCAAACAAUGUAAUUAUAGAAAGGCCGCAGUAUUUAUGGAUGAGAGUGAGUGUGGGAAUCCAUGAGAAUGACAUUGAAUCUGUUAUACAAACCUAUGAGCUUAUGUCUACCAAGCACUUUAUACAUGCUACGCCUACUCUUUUCAACAGUGGAACCAUUUCACCACAGCUGUCCAGCUGCUUUUUAUUGGCCAUGCAGAGUGACUCAAUUGAUGGAAUAUACAAUACGCUUAAGCAGUGCGCAGUGAUAUCAAAGCAUGCAGGAGGGAUUGGUGUGAACAUCCACAACAUUAGGGGCACUGGCUCAUACAUUAAGGGAACCUUUGGUCAUUCGAAUGGGAUAAUUCCUAUGCUGAGGGUGUUUGAUGCCACAUCAAAGUAUGUUGACCAGGGAGGUAAUAAGAGGCCUGGAUCAAUUGUUGUGUAUAUUGAGCCAUGGCACAGAGACAUAUUUGACUUUUUAGAUUUGAGGAAGAAUACGGGUAAGGAAGAAAUGAGGGCAAGAAAUUUGUUCUUAGGACUAUGGGUACCUGACUUAUUUAUGAAGAGAGUUGAAGAAGACGGCGACUGGGCGCUAUUUUGUCCUAAUAUGGCAAAAGGCCUGCAUGAGAAGUACGGAGAUGAAUUUGAAGAACUGUAUGUACAGUACGAAAAAGAGGAGAGAGUUGAGAAGAAGGUGGUUCCAGCAAGAAAGCUGUGGAAGGCAAUUCUUGAGGCAGAGAUUGAAACAGGCGUACCGUACAUUCUCUAUAAAGACAGCUGUAACAGAAAGAGCAACCAGAAGAAUCUUGGAGUGAUCAAGGGAAGUAACUUGUGUGCUGAGAUUGUUGAGUACACAGACCCAAAUGAAAUUGCAGUGUGUAACCUGGCAUCACUUGCACUUCCAACAUACAUUGAAAACAAUGAGUUUAACUUCAAUAAGCUAAAGGAGGUCGCAAAAAUAGUAGCUAAAAACCUGAACAAAAUCAUUGAUGUAAACAAAUACCCAUUAGAACAAGCUAAGAAUUCUAAUAUGAAGCACCGCCCUAUAGGAAUGGGUGUACAGGGUCUAGCAGAUGUGUACAUUCUCCUGGGGUAUCCAUUUGAGAGCAAGGAAGCAGCAGAGUUAAACAAAGCAAUAUUUGAAACCAUUUACUUUGGUGCGCUUGAGGCAUCAAAUGAACUAGCACAGAAGUACGGCCCAUACGAGUCAUACGCAGGCAGUCCUGUGAGCAAGGGAAUACUGCAGUAUGAUAUGUGGGGUGUCCAGCCUUCUAACCGAUGGGACUGGGCCGGCCUUAAAAAGAAGAUCGCUGCCCACGGUGUAAGAAAUAGUUUGCUAGUGGCUCUCAUGCCAACUGCCUCAACCUCCCAAAUUCUUGGAUUUAAUGAGUGCUUUGAAGGAUUCACCAGUAAUAUAUACACUAGAAGAACACUCUCAGGAGAAUUCCAAAUUGUGAAUUCUCACUUGGUAAAGAAUCUAGCAGAUUUAGGCCUGUGGGGACCAGAGAUGAAGAACAUUAUUAUUGAACAUGAAGGAUCAAUUCAAAACAUUCCCAGCAUACCGGAUAGUAUCAAACAGUUGUACAAAACUGUUUGGGAAAUAAAGCAGAAAGCUGUAAUUGAUCAGGCAGCAGACAGAGGUGCGUAUGUUGACCAAAGUCAGUCCAUGAAUAUUCACAUUUCUACACCAACCUUUGCCCAACUAACAAGCAUGCACUUCUACGGAUGGAAAAAGGGACUUAAAACAGGAACUUAUUAUUUGAGAACCAAACCAUCCCAGGCCGCAAUUAAGUUCACCGUAGACAAACAGCAGGCACAGGAAUACUUACAGAAGGAAUCUGCACCAGCUCCUGCCACAUGCUCCCUUGAUGGAGACUGCUUAAGCUGUGGAAGUUAAUUAAUAAAAUGAAUUAUUACGUGA
Molecule: messenger RNA, 2385 nt
Organism: Nematocida parisii ERTm1
Lineage: Eukaryota; Fungi; Microsporidia
Product: ribonucleoside-diphosphate reductase large subunit
Exons: 1
Coding region: 1-2361 (786 amino acids)
Biological process (GO): deoxyribonucleotide biosynthetic process; DNA replication
Cellular component (GO): ribonucleoside-diphosphate reductase complex
Molecular function (GO): ribonucleoside-diphosphate reductase activity, thioredoxin disulfide as acceptor; ATP binding
Source: RefSeq, a predicted model, not a curated record